Paramisgurnus dabryanus is the source of this 2997-nucleotide messenger RNA. Its product is annotated as toll-like receptor 4. Gene Ontology annotation, molecular function: protein binding; lipopolysaccharide binding; transmembrane signaling receptor activity. The record is from RefSeq and is a predicted model, not a curated record. Gene Ontology annotation, cellular component: lipopolysaccharide receptor complex; plasma membrane. Gene Ontology annotation, biological process: immune response; detection of lipopolysaccharide; inflammatory response. Lineage: Eukaryota; Metazoa; Chordata; Actinopteri; Cypriniformes; Cobitidae.
GAGAAUCUGAAUUACUCGUGUAUGGGAAGAAACCUCAGCUAUAUACCAGCCAGUAUACCCUCCUCUGUUCAAACACUGGAUUUCAGUUUUAAUGUCUUGAGAUACUUACAAAAGACUGUAUUCCCGGUUUUCUCCUUUCUGCAAGUUCUUGAUCUGUCAAGAUGCAACAUCAUACACAUUGAAGACGAUGCUUUCUACAAUGUGAAGAAAUUGACAGCUUUGAUUGUCACUGGGAACCCUGUUACACAUUUUGGACUUGAUUGCUUUAAUAUCUUACAUAAUCUACAACGACUGAUUCUUGUGGAUGUCGGUCUCACUUCCCUACAGUUUCAUAUGAACAAUCUGACCAAACUACAGGAACUUAAAGUUGGGACAAAUAACCUUCAGUCCAUGACUCUCCCUGCAUUCAUGAGCAGUUUUACAGACUUCAGUGUAUAUGAUCUACAUGCUAAUAAUAUAUCCAUCAUAAAAUCUGAUCACACCAUUGUACUGCGAGAGAUUGGCAGAAACAUGACAUUAAUACUCUGUAGGAAUCCUUUAUUAUACAUUGAACCAGGAGCUUUCAAAGACAUUUAUCUGAGAGAGCUGGACAUACGAUCUGCUUUUGUUUCAAAGAAUGCACAGAAAGUUGGUCUGAAAGCUCUUUAUGGACUUCAUGUUAAGAGACUGAUGUUUGGAAAAUACAAAGGUAAACGCGUGUUUUAUUCAUUGGACACAGACUUUUUAGAUGGCCUGUGCUCUAUACAUUUUCAGGAGAUAUAUUAUUACCUAAACGCAAGGCCCAGUGAUCAAAUUAAUAUGUUUCGGUGUAUGUUUAAUGCUACAAAGGUAGUGGUCAAGGGAAGCAAUUUUUAUGAUUUCCCAUAUCUGCAAUUUCAUGACAUUAAGGAGUUUUACUUGAUGUCUAAUCUAUUGGAGACUUUACCAGGUAGCAGACUUUCACAUCUUCACUCUUUAGAAAAACUAGUAAUAACGAACAGUGUUGAAAACAGCGCAACUACCCGAACUGAAGCCUUUAUAGAUUUGCCUAAACUUCAGUAUAUGGAUCUGAGCUCUAAUGAUAUUGCCGUAAGAGAAUGCUGCUCUGGAUUUUUGUUGGGGAUUCCUCAAAUCAAAUACUUAAAUUUGAGUAGAAAUUCACAAAUAGAUUUUUCAGCAGGAGCAUUUGAUGGUCUUGAUUCCCUUGAGAUUCUGGAUUUACACCAUACAAAGGUUGGAGGUGUGGAAUUCUUUUCAGGUUUAUCUUACUUAAAGAAUUUAAGUUACCUGGAUUUUUCUUACUCAAGCAUCACAUUUGCUAACAUAUACUGCUUUUUUGGGCUGAUCAGUCUGAAUGUUCUUAAGAUAGCUGGUAAUAGUUUUCACAGUGAUGUGUCAAGAUAUUUAUUUAAUAAUCUUACACAUUUAGAGUAUCUUGAUAUGUCGUACUGCCACAUUGACAAAUUACAUCCAAGCUCUUUCAAAGAUCUUCGAAGGCUUAAGAUUUUGCAUCUCAGUGGAAACAAGUUAAUGACUAUAGAUUUUCUGACCAACACAAAUCUGAAGAAAUUAACAUCAGUUUAUCUAAAUCAAAACAGCAUUACUAGUAUCUCACUUGAUGUUCUCCAGAAGUUGCCCACAAACCUUUCAGUGUUUGGUUUGUCCUUUAACCCCAUCGAUUGCUCCUGCACUCACACAGAUUUUAUUUUGUGGAUCAUCAAUCAUCAGCAGAUGUUGGAUCAGCCACAUAACAUGUUAUGUAAAACCCCUUCACCGAGCUCAGAUUUUACAGUAACUGAUUUUGACAUUAACAGCUGUGUGCACAGAACCAAACUCACAAUUGUUUUAUUGAUAUGUUUUGUGUUGGUAGUGGCUGUUUUAUCAGUCCUGGUUUAUAGGUUUCAGUUUUAUCUGAAAUACUCCUGUGUACUACUGAGAGGUUACAGGUCAGCCAGACAACAAGAAUUUGCCUAUGAUGCAUUUGUGAUUUUUUCAAGCUAUGAUGAAAUGUGGGUCAUGAAUGAACUGAUGGAAAAUCUGGAGAAUGGAGUUCCACCUAUUAAGCUUUGCCUUCACAUGCGGGACUUUGAAGCCGGAAAAUCCAUCGCCUCCAACAUUAUUGAUGAAGGAAUAAUGGGUAGCCGUAAAGUCAUUGUGGUUGUCUCUCAACACUUCAUUAACAGUGACUGGUGUCGCUUUGAGUUUGAAAUAGCUCAGUCCUGGUUUGUGAUGGAACGCAAUGCCAACAUCAUCAUCAUCAUUCUGGAAGAUGUGGAGGAGAGGAAGACGAAGAAAGUGUUUGGCCUUCAUAAACAUCUAAAAAAGAAUACAUAUCUGAAGUGGAGUAGAGACCCGCUGAGUAAAAUGAGAUUCUGGAUUCGACUCCGGAAAGCGAUUAUUGCCACAAAAUAAAUAAUUGAAUCUAAUAAAUGCAGUUUGAUAAAUUAUGUUACUUUAUUUUAAUAAGAAUUAACAGAGGAUGUUUAAAAGGGGUCAAGCACAAAUGGGGGGGUGUUGUUGCUCAUAACUUCCACAAUUUUUGUCCAAAUAUCAGACAAUUUGGUUUCCAUCAUUGCUGUCAUUUUGGAUUUUGUCCAAAAACAACUUUUGCGAACAACUUUUGCGGCUUGAUUGAACAAAACCAGUGCUGAAAUAUUCUUUGGAGUUUGAUUAUCAAUCAUUUAAAAAAAAGUUGAACUUUCGACUCACCACCAAAACGCAACACCCAAACAUUUAAUGGGGCAUAGCCUCUUAGGCUUAAUUGGCUAUAACUAAGGACCGGAAUGAGAAAUCAACACCAAACUUGGUACACAUGUGUAUGGGCCCAAUGUGAGAUCACAUGCAAAAAAAUUUGUUGCUUGACCAUGGCACUAUAACACAAUAUCAUACGAAAAUAGAUGUAGAAAUGUUGUACCGAUUGACUUGAAACUUGACAACUCUAGUCCUUGUACAAGAUACCGUCAAUGGUUAAAAGGACUUUCACAUAGCUCAAAAAACAUGGCUGCCAUUGACCAAUGA